This is a messenger RNA of Oncorhynchus mykiss (rainbow trout), 6972 nucleotides long. Lineage: Eukaryota; Metazoa; Chordata; Actinopteri; Salmoniformes; Salmonidae. The record is from RefSeq and is a predicted model, not a curated record.
UCUAUCUACAGGAUCCUGUCUCAUGGAGCUGUUGUCAAAGGCUGGACUAGAAGAUCAUUAUGAAAACAAGCUGACGUUAAGUACUGUCCUUGAGAUAAAUGCUGAUACUACAUCAGAUGAACCUCUUACCACUAUGCAGUCACUUCCAGGGGCCUUCCUGAAGAAAUUAAUGAUGGCAAAUGUGAAUGCUAGGAGUGUUAAAUGUCUGACCACUGAACAGGAGGUUUCCUAUUGUGGUGUAGACAACCUGGACACUGACUCUGAUAGCAGCGAUGUCAUUAAUCCACUGGACCUGAUCACAGCCCUGUUUCUGUGUUCAGAUGGUUUCCUGCAGCAGGAGAUGGUCCAGAAAAUGUCCAUGUGUCAGUUUGCUGUUCCUCUGCUGCUGCCCAACUGUGACACAGAACACAUCACUUUGAUGCUGUGGGCCUUGAGGGACAUAGUGAGGAAGUUUAGAUCGUCUUCCCAAACAUCCACAAAGACUUUUGUGGAGGAGAGAAUAGUUCUCUCUGAUAUUCCUAUGGUGUCCUUUGUUAGGCUAGGGGAGAGUAGCUUGUCCAAGUCUCAGAUCUUGAACAAGUUGCUUAGUAACCCUCAACAGUACCAUGAUACAUUUGUUCAUGAUGAUAUGGAAUGUGGCGAUGUCCCUCGGCAAAUCUCAGAUGGUCUGGUUGAAAUCAGCUGGUACUUUCCAUGUGGGAACAGAAACAUAGACACGUUCACUAAGCCUGUGUCUGUUGCCAAUCUCAGAGGAGACAUCAAGUCCUUUGAAAAACAGUUCUCCUUUCUGUGUCAAACAUCAGCUGCAGUUUACAUUUUCAUUGAUGAUUUCGAGGCCGAUUUCAAGGUUUUGGAAGGCAAAGUUACAAAAACAGAGUUAUUUCUGGUUGUCAAUUCUCAGAAUAAAACAUUCAGGGUGGACACAUUGAAUAAAAUGAUCACAAACUACAGUAUCAACCCAACAAAUGUGAUUGUGAAGAAGAAGAAAAAUGAUGUACAAUUUGUCAAAACCCUGCAGUCCUCUGUGGGUGACAUCAUUGAAAAAAGUAAAAACAGAUUGACAAUUGAAAACAUGGCUGACGUGGCUCAUCAGUUUGGGAUUCUGGUUGAUGAAGACAGGGAUGAGUGUCAAAGUGCCAGGAAGACAGCAGGUGACAUCACCAGGAACAUCACAGACACAAUUCAAUUCAAAGAUGAACAGCUACCCUUACAAGGAACAAUCUGGAAAGAGCUUUCCCAGUUGGAGAAAGAGAGAUGUAGACUGAGAAAAGCAGGGGAUCAAACAAUUGAACUCUACAAGAGCUCUCUGAAGAAAGACGAGGAAGAGUUGAGGAAGAAGCAACAUAAAUGUGACAUGUCCAGUGCAAUGACAAGAUUCAUUUCUGGAAUGUCAAAAUCAGGACCUGAGAGAUCCUAUUUCCUCAAAUGGAUGCAGAUAAAUCUGGACAAUCUGUCACGUAAGAACAUGUCUGGUUUGCGGGACCGGUACAAAAAUCUUUGCCAACAUUCUCCGGAGAAAAAAGAUGACAUUAAACAUUUGGAUAAGCAAUUAUCUGACUGUUCCUUAGGUCUUGAACACUUCCUGCGUGAGUUGGGCCAGUUAUAUGAAGCUGCCUGCUCCCUCCCUGAAGACAGUCCUAAAAGGAAACAGAUGGAGCAUCUCCCUGGAUUGUGUGCUCAGAUGCUGUUGGAUGGUUUCCCCAUUGAGCUUGUGGAUGGAGAUGCAUCAAAUAUCCCUCUGAAAUGGAUAUCAGCUGUUCUGACUCAGCUUCAUACUCUUGUCCAAUCCAAUAGCAAGAUCCGGGUUGUUACAGUUUUAGGGGUUCAAAGCACUGGGAAGUCCACUCUCCUCAACACCAUGUUUGGAGUCCAGUUUGCUGUCAGCAGUGGAAGAUGCACCAGAGGGGCCUUCAUGCUGCUGAUUAAAGUCAACAAAGAACUCAAGGAGGAGCUGAAAUGUGACUUCAUCAUGGUGAUUGACACAGAGGGGUUGAAAUCACCAGAGUUGGCUCAACUAGAUGAUAGUCAUGAACAUGACAAUGAACUGGCCACACUGGUGAUUGGACUCAGUGAUGUCACUAUCAUCAACAUCGCCAUGGAGAACUCCACAGAGAUGAAAGACAUUCUACAGAUUGUUGUUCAUGCUUUUAUCAGGAUGAAGGAAGUGGGGAAGAAGCCGAUAUGUAAUUUUGUGCACCAGAAUGUGUCAGACAUGUCUGCUCAUGACAACAACAUGAGGGACAGGAAGAAGUUGUUGGAACAGUUGAAUGAAAUGACCCAGGCAGCAGCCAGAAUGGAGAAGAAGGAGAAUAUCACCAAGUUCACUGAUGUGAUGGAGUAUGAUCCAGACACAAGCAGCUGCUACAUCCCAGGACUCUGGCAUGGGACUCCCCCUAUGGCUCCAGUCAAUGCUGGAUACAGUGAGGCUGUGUACAACUUCAAAAAGACCUUGAUGAAAGAUUUUGGUAAAUGCCAGAAAAAUGAUGACUUGACACAUUUCUUGAAGUGGACACAAAGCUUGUGGGAUGCAGUGAAAUUUGAGAAAUUCAUCUUUAGUUUCAGAAACAGCUUGGUUGCAGAUGCAUACUCCAGAUUAUGCUCGGAGUACAAUAGUUGGGAAUGGGCCUUCCAGAAGGAGAUGUAUAAAUGGAUGGUCAGUGCUGAAACUAAAAUGUCCAAUAUUGGCAUGUCAGAUCAACAUCCCCAGAGGUCCAUAAGAGAUGUGCUACAAGACUUAAUGAUAGAAGCAUCUGAGAAGCUUUCAGAGGGAGAAAAGGAAAUCCAAGACAAUCUAGUAAAAUACUUUGAAAAGGAAGAUGGCCAUGUCAAUCUUGUCGAAAAAUUCAAGGAGGACUUUGUGUCCAGUGCCAAAACUCUGAGAAAGGAGAUAGAAAACACAGUGAGAAACAACCUGCAAGGAGCUGUUGAAAUCAAAGAGGGAAUGACAGAACUGAACAACAUCAAGAGCUCUCAGGCCAGUACAAUGGAAAAGCAGGUUCUGACUCUGCUGCAGAUCUGUAAAAAUAAAGAAUCAGUUCUAUCAGAUGAGGCCCUCAGUAAAGAGUUUGAAAUCAUGUGGAGGAACACUCUGUCUGAGAUACACUUCAAAGGACUCCAAACAAGAAAUGUGGCUCAAGCUGCCUUCCUCAUGUUACGUGAUAAUCUGACAAUGAGGGGGAGUCAUGUCAACAAGAUGUUGUUUGGAAACAGUCUGGUGGAUUGUGGGAGAAAAGCUUUUGUUUUGGAAUCAGACAGUUGGUGGCAGCAGGCUAAAAACACAGUAAAGCACUGGGAUCCCAACCAUCACAGGAAAAAACUACAAGACAUCUGUGAUGACAUCAUGAGACAGUGUCAGGAAUUUGUAACCCAGAGGGUGAAAAGCAAGUGCGAUUACCAUGACACUCACAUCAAAGAACUGCUUAGUAUAAUUGACAAAACAUUGCAUCAACACACACAAGUGAAAGCCAGUGAGGAAUGUGAGGUUUCUCUCAAACAACAUAUCUGUGGCAGAGCAGCCAUAGAGUUUCAGAAGAUGCAUGAUGAUUUCAUUGAAGUCAAUGACCCAAGGAAGUGUCUGGAAAAGUCUAAGAACAAGUACCUUACUGAGUUCAAAGACUUGUUUCAUAACCGAGACCAGUGCCAAAAGAAAGCCAAGGAGUUCUCAAAGCUCUUACAGCCAGCUGUACAGGACUAUGUGACCAAAAUGAUUGGUCCUGAUGUGGUUGAUGAAGUGAAGACAGGUGAAGGGUCACAGGAUUACAGCACAAGAGGGGCUUUCCAGUUUUCCAUUUUGAAACAGCUCUUGACAGAUGGAGAAUAUGAGAAAUAUAAAGAGUACAUUAACCAUUAUGAAAGCUUUGUGAAGGACCGGCUGUUUGACCAAAUUGUCCAACGACUUUCAAAGGACAACGGUCUGAAGAAACUAGAGAUAAAACAUCUGUCAGAGAUAGUCAAAGUCAUAAUUGCUGCCAUUUCAAAUGUCAGCGAUAAAGCUAAUGCAAUUGAUAUCAAGACAUUCAUUAACAUUAUUUGCGAUGCUCUUGCAGAGAAGCUUGUCUUUCCUAAAGAUGCUCUGGAUUCCAUUCUGAUGCUUAUUCUUAAAGAUGCAAACACAAAGCAGUUUGCUGACUUCCUCACAGAUUUAGUGGGAGAAAUGGAGAAGUCACUGGAAGCUGAGUACAUCAAGGGAGGAGACAUCAAAGAGAGACUCAGAUCUCUGCCGUUCAAGCCUCAGGACGAGAUGUUCACCAGUCUGUUUGGCUGUGGAGAACAAUGUCCCUUCUGUGGUGUACCUUGUGAAGCAGGGGGGAUAAAGCACAAAACACACCAUGCCUCCAUUCACCGUUCAGAAGGUAUCAAUGGUUAUAGGGAUCGUUGUUCACAGAAAUUAGUAAUAGAGAUAUGUUCAUCUCUUGUGGUUAGUGACACAUUAUUCUCCAAUGCCAAGACUGGAGGAACAUUUCACCCCUACAAGGACUACCAGACACAUUACCCUGACUGGUUAAUAACUGGAGAUUCCAGCAUUGAGGCUUCAGAUUACUGGAAGUAUGUGAUGACCAAAUUCAAUGAGAACAUUGCUACAGACACAUGUGCACUCCCUGCAGAUCUCCCAGGGGACUGGAAGGCUUUAACACCCGAUGAUGCAACGAAGAGCUUGAAAAGGUCAUUCAACAUGAAAUAAAGUGGAGUACUAUAUAAUGACUUGCUGAACAAAAACAUGAUUGAUUUUUCAUAGACUUAACAACCAGAAAUGACAUAUCACAGAAUCAACAUAUGUAGAACCAGUCGUCUCAAUAAAGUUUUUGAAAUAAUGUGCAGAUCUUUCAAUACCCAAUACAAUGAAAAGAACAACUGCAGCAGGAAAAACACAUUUGCAGAUGCAUUCAUAAACUAUGUAACAUCUUAGGAAUCUACAGAUCAGAUGUUCCAUAAUGAAAUAGCUAAAGGAGUAGGAAUACAACAUUUAAUGUCAAAAUGUAGAUGUAAGCAAAACGCUUCAAGCUACAUUCUGAACACCAACAAAUCAGUAAAUCUGAACACCAACAAAUCAGUAAAUCUGAACACCAACAAGUUAACCAACAGAUUCAGAGGUGCUUUACUUGCUAAUGUCCAUAAGUAAACACAAUACACAGGUAACUAAGGAGCUAGUCUAGAUAAACACAAUACACAGGCAAAUAAGGAGCUGGUAAUUUAAUUUCUGUUAUAAUAAUUAUAUUUCUCUCAUGUACUUACCAUCUAACCUAUGGCUUGAUAUUCCUUAAUCACAGAUUAAUGAUUAGAAGUGACUGCAUGGUCGUUUAGUGGUAAACGGUUGGCUUGGCUUUGGUUUUUGUCAUUUGACAUUUAGCAUUUUAAUCUUAAUGUAAUUUUAUUGGGAAAAAAUGCAUUAGUUUUUUUCAUAUAGAAGGUAUUAUACAUUGAUUAUACUUUGAAUAAUUUAUUUUAGCAACAAUGAUUACUAAGAAUAUUUAAAAUCUGUUUUUGUUGGACCACAUCUUAUGAUUUGUUCAAUGACGUGGCCGGUUUUGAAGGCAUUUUCCGACAUCCUCAGGAUGUCUUGAGCGAUCUGCCUGGAUGAUGAUGUUGAUGAUGAGGAUAUCAUUUUGUUGUUGAUGAUUUUUCUUUUUGUUUUUGACAUUCUUUUUGUUUUUGUUAUUGAUGUUUAUUUGAUUUCUGUAGUUGAUGACAAGUAUGAUGAUGUGAGAUGGAACUCUGUAGAGACUGGAGGGAAUGACUUUCAGUUGGUCAAAUUAUAACCAUGAUGAAGACAAAAGUUGAUAUUGUAUAUGAUGUCUUACAAAUGUUUUUUUUUUGUUCUGCAGUGAACACAUACAUACUUUACAGACAUGUUGUGAGAUUAUGCAUAAUUUGCUUCCAUUGAAACUAAACAUACCUUUUCAAUUUGCAUUAUCUUGUAACUAGAGAUGAUGAAUACAAAUCAGUCAGUUAACAAAACAUUAUUUGUCUUAAUAACAUGGUUUGGUUCACUUGGAAUCUGUUGUUGCUAUAACAUUUUUAUCAGCUAUUAGACAAAUAAUGGCACACAAUGUGAGCAUCAUGUGUCUCAGAGUAGAGUGCUGAUCUAGGAUCAGGUCCUCCCUGUCCAUGUAGUCUUAUUCAAUGAGAUCUAAAAGGCUAAACUGAUCACAAAUCAGCAACGUUACUCUGAGAUGCUUAGUACAUUAUUCGGUCCCUGGUGAUCAUAAACAUCAGAAUUGACCAAUAGAUGGCAGUGUGGGUAUGGCAUAUGUGGAAAUGUAAACAGACCAAUUGCUUAAAAAUCCCUUCUCUCCUUGUCUUGUUCCCUGAAUCUGCACUGAUUGGCAGAUCAGUGAAGGAGAGGACUGAUUUUCAGAGGACUGAGAAAGAGCCAGUGUAUAAGUGUAUAAGGGUUGUGUUGUGUGUUGAAUAAAAUAACUAGUCAUUGGUUCUAUAUUUAACCUAUAUAUAUUCUCAAUUAUUAUAAUGCAAUAUAUACCCAAUAUAUGUAUCCAGUAUAUUCUAUAUAUUAUAUGCAUGCACUGUGUGAAUCAGUAGAAUGUUUAUACUGUGUUGGGAUCCUCACUCUGAAAUCAGAAUCCACAUUUACAACGGUCACAGACAAGCUGGCAGAGAAAUUCCUCUAUCUGCUCAUUCUGGACCAGUGAAAACACUGACCAAGACAUUCUGGAACCUGAGUUGUUGACCAGAUAGUUUUAAGUACCAUGUCAGUGCUCUUAGUACCAUGUUAGCUGUCUGUAAAACAUGUUUAUGCCAUAUUUAAGUAAUUUUGACCUGUCAACUCUAUAAUUAUCAGUUGCAGUGACGGCCGAGGAACCUUCCAAUGUCGACCAAUCAAAUGUAUGGGUGGUUUUGGGCCGACCAAUUGUGUGAGUUGGCAACAUAAAAUACAUGUAGAUCUUAACAUUGUCAAGGUGUUUGUUGAAGUGCAACCCUUCCACCAUGUUGUAUUAAAAUAAUGUUGGACCUGGA